Messenger RNA from Necator americanus (New World hookworm), 1245 nucleotides. RefSeq lists its product as uncharacterized. Gene Ontology annotation, cellular component: nucleus. Gene Ontology annotation, biological process: chromatin remodeling. The transcript is spliced from 4 exons. The record is from RefSeq and is a predicted model, not a curated record. Lineage: Eukaryota; Metazoa; Nematoda; Chromadorea; Rhabditida; Ancylostomatidae. The coding region runs from base 1 to 1245 and encodes 414 amino acids.
AUGGAAAAGAACAUCUGCUAUCGGCAAAACGGCAAACGAAAAAGAAAAGAAGUCGUCUGCGACGAUUUGCGAGGACUCCUUGAUUACGAGCCUGUGCUGAACGUGCCUCGAAGCCGCGCACGACAAACUUGGAUCAAAUCUCGAAGACCACUAAGGAACUGUUGGAAGGAAAGGCUUGAUCCGAAUGCAUCGCACAUUGAGCGGCAGAAGAAGAUUCUGGAAGCAGCACAAAGAUCGAGUCUAAAGAAGUGCCGCAGUGAUCUUCGCGAAUAUAAUAUUCCGCUAGCAACCUUGCUGAGCGAAGACGGGACUCGCACGUCUUCUCGUCGUGAGAUGGAAAUCAUUACGGAUAGGUUCUACUCGAACCUUUUCCGCUCAUCAACUCCUGUGUCAAGCCCGAUCAUCCUCACUGGUGAAGCUCCACCACGGAUUCUCCCUUCGGAAGUACGAGUCGCUAUCGAGAGCAUGAAACCUGGCACAGCCCCCGGACCUGAUUUUAUAUCAGCAGACUUUCUUCGGGCUGGUGGCCAUCUGCUUCAUGUGAUCUUAGCAGCGCACAUGACAUCCUACUUUCAGAAAAAAAGGAUCCCAGACCAGUGGAAGACCUCGCGAACCGUUCUUAUCCAUGAGAAAGAUCAUCCUCACGCGCACAUCUGGGACGCUGGACGAAGUCCCGCCCCAAGAACAAGCUGGAUUCCGCCAGGGGUUCAGCUGCUUGGACCACAUCCAGACCGUGUCAAGGGUCAUAGAGCUUUGCCGGGAAUACCGCUCCUUGUUCUAACCUUCUUCGACUAUGAGGAAGCCUUUGACAGCGUAGAAACGAAUGCAAUACUGUCAGCGUUGGUCGAUCAAGGUGUGGACGCGUCGUUUGUGAGGACAUUAGCUAAUUGCUACGAUCGUUGCACGACUAGGAUACAGCUUUUCCACUGCCCUCUCACCAUACCCAUUGGAAAGGGGGUACGACAAGGCGAUACUAUAUCGCCAAAGCUGUUUACCGCUGCAUUGCAAUGGAUAAUGAAAUCACUUUUCUGGGAAGAAAGGGGCAUAUGUGUUGAUGGAAGAUUCCCUUCGAACCUUCGUUUCGCGGACGAAAUCGUUCUCUUUUCGAGCAGUACCAAUGAAGCAGAAAAGAUUCUCAACGAAUUGAAUGAAGCAGGGAAGAGAAUAGGACCACGAAUAGACAGAAAGAAGACACAGUUCAUGAAGGUGCCCACUGCGAGGACGGAGGAGUACAACUUGAACUAA